Molecule: messenger RNA, 1149 nt
Organism: Fusarium vanettenii 77-13-4
Lineage: Eukaryota; Fungi; Ascomycota; Sordariomycetes; Hypocreales; Nectriaceae
Exons: 3
Coding region: 1-1149 (382 amino acids)
Source: RefSeq, a predicted model, not a curated record
AUGGACGCUCCCCCCAACCCGCGUAGUCGUUCCUUCCCUUUCUGGAUCAACAACGCGUCUCAACCACCAAGGGGUCGUACCUUCCCAGAACUGCGAGAGUGGCAGCAGACCGCACCUUCCACGCAUCGCUCCUUCCCACAAUCCAGCACAAUGGCUCACUCCAGUCGUCUUUUUGUUGAGCCCAACAUGUCUCCCUCCCCUUCCGUCCCUAAACAUCGACAUCAACACCAACCUGCCGUCAAGAUGCCGGCCCGCCUCCCCAAUCUCGACAAGCUCCUCGCCCUCCUGGAGAGUCAAGCCCGAGCCGAUCGGGCCUGGUCCCUGGCCUCCCUCCUCCGUCGCCCCCGCCUCCUCGCCCGCCGUCUCGCCCGCCGCUGCUCCCGCCUCUCCGGAGGCCCAUUCCCCCUCCCCUCCGGCCCGCCCCCGUCGCCGCCGACGGCUCUUUCGCCGUCUGAUCUCGUCGUCGCCCCCGUCUUCCUAGACGAUCGUGUCCGCCCCCGCCCCCUCCCCCUCGGCGUUUUUGUCUUUUGGUUUUUGGUUUUUUGGGCUUCGCCUCUACUUCGAUUCUCCCUCCGGGAGAUUAAUGAGUCGACGCCCAGCCAAAACCACCAAGACUUGAACCACACGGCAGACACCUCUCUCAUUUGUAGAGUCUUGAGCCCCCAGAAUGGUUCCAUCAGUUGUCCAAGCACGACGCCGAUGCUUUGCCUGUUUCCCUUGAACGAAUGUAUGCCGUUGGGACAGCUUAUUUCUACCGGAUCUGUCUUCUCUCUCCUACAAUGGCUUCGCCUCUACUUCCACCGUGGCACCCAGUUUCACCCCUCCUUUGAAGACCCCCGGCUUCGCCUCUACUUCGACGACGGCGCCCAGAUUCACCUCUACUCGGAGACCUGGCUUCGCCUCUACUUCGACUGUGGUACCCGCUUUCACCUCUUCAUAAACGGCCCCCGGCUCCGCCUCUACUUCGAGACUCGGCUUCACUUCUCCUUCAACAGCCCCCAGCUUCGCCUCUACUUCGAGGGGGUUGGCUUCGCCUCUACUUCGAGAUGGCUGGCUUCGCCUCUACUUCGAUGGCGCCCGGCGUGGCUCGCUCGGAACUCGCUCAACUCACAACAAGGAACAGAGGUCCUGCGUAUUUAUCUGUCCUGA